Messenger RNA from Brassica rapa (field mustard), 1465 nucleotides. Its product is annotated as telomere repeat-binding factor 2. Gene Ontology annotation, cellular component: nucleosome. Gene Ontology annotation, molecular function: double-stranded telomeric DNA binding. NCBI's taxonomy places the organism in Eukaryota, Viridiplantae, Streptophyta, Magnoliopsida, Brassicales, Brassicaceae. The record is from RefSeq and is a predicted model, not a curated record. Gene Ontology annotation, biological process: nucleosome assembly.
GUGUAAUUUGGAUAUACAAAGGAAAGCUCCAGUUUUGUUUUUUUUUUUUGUUUUCCUUCAUAUCUAUGGAUGUUGUUGUUCCUUGUGGUUAGUCUCUCUGGUCUUUGUCUUCUUCGUUCGUUUCACCGAAAUUUUAAGAAGAUUCACAUUUGAUCCAUGAAACAUGUUACAUGAAGAAUUAGCUUUCAUCAUCAAGAGUGUCUCCUUAAAAAACGAUCCUUUCGUUCUUGUUUGAUAAGAAAAUAAAGAGAAGAAUAACAUAUUAGGAAAAACUUUAGUUUCUUGAGAACUUGUUGAUAAGUGUGGAUGGGUGCCCCAAAGCAGAAGUGGACACCGGAAGAAGAAGCUGCCCUUAAAGCUGGUGUACUUAAACAUGGCACUGGAAAGUGGCGUACCAUUCUCUCUGAUCCUCAGUUUAGCUCUGUUCUUAAGUCUCGCUCUAAUGUCGAUCUCAAGGACAAGUGGAGAAAUAUAAGUGUGACUGCGUUAUGGGGUUCAAGGAAGAAGGCUAAACUUGCACUUAGAAGGAAUUUACCGGCUCCUAAACAAGAUGAUAACAACAACACUACACCUCUUAGCAUUGUCUCUUUGGCUAAUGGCCAAGAACGGACGAAUCCAACAUCGCCCGGAGGUUUUGGUGCUGGAUCGCCACAAACUCAUGCCUCAAAGAAAUCAAUUACAAGUUUGGACAGGAUUAUCUUGGAGGCAAUUACUAACUUGAAGGAAACACGCGGUUCCGACAGAACAUCGAUCUUUCUGUAUAUAGAGGAGAAUUUCAAGACUCCGCCGAAUAUGAAAAGAAACGUGGCAGUAAGAUUAAAGCACUUGUCAUCAAAUGGACCAUUAGUUAAGAUAAAGCACAGGUACAGGUUUUCUACUAAUUUUACUAGCGUUGGAGCAAGACAGAAGUCUCCUCAACUCUUGUUGGAAGGAAACAACAAAAAAGACUCACUAAGUCCCGAGGCAGACGGAGAGAUGUUUAUGAUAAAAGGCAUGACAUCUCAAGACGCUGCAGAAGCUGCUGCAAGAGCAGUUGCGGAAGCAGAGUUUGCAAUCACAGAGGCAGAAGAAGCAGCAAAAGAUGCAGAAAGAGCAGAAGCCGAAGCUGAAGCUGCUCAGAUAUAUGCAAAGGCAGCCGUGAAAGCUUUGAAGUUGAGGAUCCGUAAUCAUACUUGGUAAAACAUUAAGGCAAGAGAAGGCAUCAUGGGAAAGUUCUAUAACUGAGCAAGCCCCUAUAUAUAUAUUAUUACCAAUCAGGCGGUAUCUCAUCACCUGCAGAGUUAAAAAGUUUUCAAAUACCUUUCUUGUCUUUUGUUUUUGGUUAGUAGCAGUGUAAAUCCGCAGUUUGAUCAUGUGUAUGUUCAUAACUCUGAGAUUCUGUAAAACCUGAGACUUUAUCUUUUUCUGUUUGUGGAUGAUCUACAAGCUGGUUUGAAGGAGAUGAAUAAGAAAGUAAAUUAAGAUU